This is a messenger RNA of Cinara cedri, 2641 nucleotides long. NCBI's taxonomy places the organism in Eukaryota, Metazoa, Arthropoda, Insecta, Hemiptera, Aphididae. The record is from the annotation of a GenBank genome assembly.
GAGGGAGCUACCCGCGGGCUGCGAUUACCUACGACGCAUAAACGGGCCGCUGCUAAGUUGCUCACCGUUGCCGCCGUGACCUAUUGACUACACUAUUCGCGUCGUAUCUCCGUACCCGCACAGUCGUUCUCACUGCACUUCGGCCGUCGCCCAUCGCCUGCCGCCAUUGUUGCCGUUUCCUUUGUCUUCGCUGCCGUCGCGCGACCCAUCGUAUUAAUAACCACAGUUUCCCAUUAAACGGUUUAUUAACAAUGACUGUAUUGACGUUUCCGUCGACCGGCACUAAGGCCGACAAAGUGCCAUUAGUCGACGAUGUCGACAGUAAGAACCAGGCAACCGAGGGGUCGCCUCGUUCAAUACCGCCGUCAUCAUUCCAUCCUAAGCAAAUAGAGUCGGGAGAAGCGGGACUCCUUAGGGAUGCUUCGAUCCCGAUUGUCGGUGCUUCAAAUGAGUUUCCAAAGAAGCAGAUUAGAGCCACAAUGUUGUUUCGCGUGACUAGGACCAUGAUCUUGCUACUUUUACUCGGUGCUGUUGUGAUGUAUUCCAGCAACUUCCUGUGCAAGGCGUUGAAAAAGGACUCGAAGCUCCAAAUCGAAAAAAUUCAGGAACAAAAGGAUGGUGACAUCAGAGACAGUAGCAGGUUGUAUAAAUCUUAUACUUCUUACGCCGACGCCGAAAGUGAAAUGUUUUCCAUGCCGCCGUCCUCUCCUACGGACAAUGAUUACGACCAGCGACUUGGAUUGGACCCAAUGGAAGACGUAUAUAAAAAAUUGAGUGACAUUGCUGUCAAUAAGGGUAUGGUCGAUCAAAAAAAAAACAUCCCUGACGUCAUUUCAGUGUUAAACUCAAACUUUGAGAUGAACCAUAAGGAUAGUGAUGUAUCUCCUCCAUUAGUCAUAAGCAAGUCGGCUCGUUUCAUACAUGAUUUCAGUAUCAACAUCACCGCUAUUGUAGACAUCGAAGGACAGCGUUGCUACGUCAUGCCUAUAUUCCGCAAAGCGUUGUCACCACCCAUAUCACUUUACGAUUUGUUGUUCAAAAUGUCCAGCGGCUAUUACUCCACAGACCUUAAGAAGUCCAUGCAUAACAUGCGUGUGAUUGAACCUGCUGUCACUGAUCUUUCUGCUUAUGGUUUGUAUAUUUCCAAAGACUGUGCUGACUAUUCCACUUUCAAACUGGAAAAAGUUGAGACCACCACAGACGUGUAAACUUCUCAAGUUUUAUCAAUUCAUAUUACAAAGUAUAACACAUGAAAAUUAUACAUUUAUACUUUUUUUUUUUUUUUUAUACCUAAUUAAACUAUUAUUGCAUUUUGAUCCUUACUCAGCUGUGACCCAUUUUUAGGUUGAAUCAUUGUUCUUGGGUUUGGAGAAAAGAUUUUAAAAUAUCAAAAAAUACAACCAUAUUUUUAAAAAAUGUCUAUACAUUAGUACUACACUUUUCAGGACCAACAAUUUAUUUAACUGAUUUUUGUUAAAAUAUACAACAUUAAAUUAAACUAUAUUUUAUGGGUAUAUAUAUACCUAUUUAUAUUCAUUUAUAUUAUUUUAUACACAAUCUAAUAUCAUACCCUAAUACAAAUUAUAUAAAACGGGUUUUUAAAAAUUUUAGACAGCGUGCUACCUAAUAUUUUAAAAAACGGGGACAACAUUUGUAAUAAAACAUUUAAUGCAUGCUCAGGUUAAAAUUUAUUCAUUAGCCUUUAAUAAAGACAAGGUGGGUUUUAGACUUCUGGUUUAAGUACUCGCAUGUCUAUGGAAAUGGUCAUUGAAAAAAUAGAAAAUUACUACGUAUUAUUAAUGUAGUAAUUAAUAAAGUCAUGAGGUAUUUUUUGAUGUUUUGAACAUUUUUUCCCCAGCUCAAAAUCCAUGCAUCAACCCCAUUUCUGUUACCAUUCAUUACCUAGUUAUGUAAGUUCCUUAGUUGUGUUCCAAUUUUUUUUGUAUUAUCAAAAGUAAAAGUUUUACAGCCAACAAACUUUAUAAAAAAGAGUUGGUUUGAGUCUAACCCAAUUCCUCAAUAAACAUUUUUACUAUUAACAAAUAUUAAGCUUGUUAUGAACUUACUCUUUAUACAAUCCUAUUGCUACAUUUAUACUUAUACAUUAUCAGAGUUUGUUUAGCUACAAUUAUUUCCUAUAACAUAUUUUAUUAUCAGAAUUGUUCUAUCAACAUUCUUAGUCUUAAUUAGUUUUUUAAUAUAUCAUUACAUAUAUAGGUAUUUAAGAUUUUAGAUUCCUUUUGUUCAGUCUGUGUUCGCAGCUCACCACCAUUGUGUUGGUAUAGACUUCAACAACGUGUCAAAGAUUUGCAACAGACGACCAAUUUCAAACAAGAACUAAGAAACGAAUAUUUUUAAUUAAAAUUUGUUUUUGUGUUUGCAUCAUUGUGAGAUGUAUAUUAUAACAUAAGUAGAUUUUUUUGAUCAUUUAAUAAUUGUAUUAAUGGUUUAAUUUUAUAAACAAUAUCUCUUACUGUGCUCAGCACUUAACAUAAUUUAAUCUGUACGUUAAGCCUAAGAACGAGCAUCUAAUAUUAAAUAUUGAGUUCUAUUUCAAAUAGUAGUUAUAGGUACAUAAGUGUUUUAAAAAAUAAAUCAAUAACAUUGUAUAAUUUUAUGAAAAUAAAUUAUGGAAUGUUUU